CAGAGGGUGAGUGUCCCCGAUAUCACAUGUGGAAUUCUCAGCAGCGUAGUUUGCCCUGACUGUGUGCUCUCUGUUGCAGGUAUUCCCCACAAUGAGAGUCCUUUGCAGGAAAGUUUACAACAGUUGACAUCGGCGGUCCACAAGCUGCUGCAGCUUCACUUCUCCUCCGGUACCGCAGCCUUGGACCCGAGUAAUCAGCGACCGCUGAGAGAGGCCCGCAGCUCCGCUGACCAUCUCCAGUUCACCAUCUUUGCUGCUCAUGGGAUUCCCACAGGUUGGGUGUCCAGCUUUGAGAAGUAUUAUAUAAUGUGCUCCUUGCUGUGCAACGGGAGAGAUUUGUUCAAACCGGUUCAGUCGAAGAAAGUGGGAACAUACAAGAGCUUCUUCUACCUGGUGAAAUGGGACGAGCUGAUCAUUUUUCCCAUACAGAUCGCUCAGCUGCCAUUGGAGUCCAUCCUGCAGCUCCGCCUCUACGGGAUCCUGAAUCCGAACAGCGGGGGAUCCCCGGACUCCAAUAAGCAGAGGAAGGGACCGGAGUUGCUGGGACAGGUGUCCUUACCGCUCUUCAGCUUCCGGAGAACGCUGACAUAUGGAACCAAACUUCUA
Molecule: messenger RNA, 606 nt
Organism: Staurois parvus
Lineage: Eukaryota; Metazoa; Chordata; Amphibia; Anura; Ranidae
Source: the annotation of a GenBank genome assembly